Molecule: messenger RNA, 423 nt
Organism: Monodelphis domestica (gray short-tailed opossum)
Lineage: Eukaryota; Metazoa; Chordata; Mammalia; Didelphimorphia; Didelphidae
Source: RefSeq, a predicted model, not a curated record
AUGCUGUCCCUGGACUUCUUGGACGAUGUGCAGAGGAUGAACAAGCGGCAGCUGUAUUAUCAAGUCCUAGACUUUGGGAUGAUCAUUUCUUCAGCUUUAAUGAUCUGGAAAGGACUAAUGGUAGUAACUGGAAGUGAAAGCCCAAUUGUAGUGGUGCACAGUGGAAGCAUGGAACCUGCACUUCACAGAGGAGCUCUUCUCUUUUUAACCAAUCGAAUUGAAGAUCCCAUAAGAGUAGGAGAGAUUAUUGUCUUUAAGAUAGAAGGAAGGGAAAUUCCAAUUGUUCACCAAGUGUUGAAAAUUCACGAAAGGCAAGAUGGACAUAUCAAGUUUUUGACCAAUGGAGACAAUAAUGCUGUUGAUGAUCGAGGGUUAUAUAAGCAAGGGCAGGUCUGGCUAGAGAAGAAAGAUGUAGUAGGAUGA